Molecule: messenger RNA, 2612 nt
Organism: Scylla paramamosain (green mud crab)
Lineage: Eukaryota; Metazoa; Arthropoda; Malacostraca; Decapoda; Portunidae
Gene: Nup54
Product: nucleoporin p54-like
Exons: 15
Coding region: 507-2246 (579 amino acids)
Biological process (GO): nuclear pore organization; protein localization to nuclear inner membrane; NLS-bearing protein import into nucleus
Cellular component (GO): nuclear pore; nuclear pore central transport channel
Molecular function (GO): structural constituent of nuclear pore
Source: RefSeq, a predicted model, not a curated record
UUUUUUUUACCAAACAUUUUUUUUUUCUAUUUCAUUAUGGUUAUGAUAUUAACUAAAAGUUUUAAUCAGAUUUUUGUGUUGAAGAAUAAAAUGUUUUUUAGCCCAUACUGUUUCCAAAGUCUAUAAGAAUAUCAUAACCCAACCACCACUACUGGUGCUUAAGACAUAUACCAUAUUUCCUUGAGGAUAAUUCAAGUUCUGGAGGUCAAAUAUUUAACCAAAAGAUUGGGAAUUGACCUUUACAAAUAGGUAAGAUUUCUUAGUUUGAAAAUUCAGGAUUCAAAACAUGAUAUGAAUGUCCAGUUGUAACUUUUUGCUUCAGAAAUAAAAUAUUUGCUUACUAUGACCAGUAAACAAGAGAAAUCUUGACCAGUUACUUAGUAAUGAAGAGAUGUGCUUCAAGCAGAUAAAGCAUACAAAUUCAUAAUAGACUACUUGGCUUCUUUAUAUUGUAGUUUCAAUGGUCUUUGUUUAAAUGUUAAGCACAGGCUUGGUCACCAUAUACAAUGGUGGCCUUUGAAAUCAGUGUGGUAGAUCUUGUUUUGGUUACCCUGUCUGAAAUUCAAACUCUCCCACCUAUCUUUAUUAUGGUUAAACAUUGGCUGAGUAGUCAUACAUCUGGCAGCUUGGAACAGUAUUCCAUUGGUACAACAGUGGUUGCAUUCAUAUUUCAGUUGCCCUUGAGCUGUCAUAAUAUGACAGCUCAAGGACAGGCCAUGUUAUGGGCUGGAGUAAUUAGUUGUGCUGUUCUGCAAGGUUUUAGCUUUGGGAGCAAUACUCUAACCCAGUCCACAGCUGCAUUUGGUGCAACUCCCUUCUCUACCAACCCAGCUCCUGUCAGUUCAGGAACAGGGUUUGGCUUAUUCUCUAACUUUGGUGGAGGUCCACCCAAGCCACAUCUCUUUGGCCUUGGGAAUGUAGGCGGAGGAAUGACUAACACAGGGCCAACAGCCUCUUGUUCCUUGUUUGGCACCACUACAACUCCAGCACAAAAGCCAUUCUUAAUUGCACCCCAAACCAACUUUGCACCUUUUGGAAAAUCAACACCGGGAGCUCAAGGACCAGAUGCUACACAACAGCAGGGUAUGGCAGGCCAGCCAGACCCUUCUCUAGCAUUGCACCUGGCCAUCUGUACACCUUCCUACUUCAAUAAUGAGAAUGAUGAGGUUUUGCGAAAAUGGAACCAGCUGCAAGCUUUUUGGGGAGCCGGAAAAGGCUACUAUGCUCCAAAUAUGCCUCCUGUUGAGUUUACUCCAGAGAACCCUUACUGUAGGUUCAAGGUGGUAUGCUAUGCCAGGAUCCCCUCCUAUCACAAUGAAGAUGGCAUUGUACAGAUUGUCAUUGGGAAGUCUUUGGCUGAUUUGAAACCCCUUGAACAAAACUUUGUAUCCACCUUGAAUGGAAUAUUUGGUGUUGCUGAGGUGGUCAUCAGUGAAAUGUUUGCAGCUGAACUUCCAGACAGAACCAACAUACGAUUAUAUGUACAACAAACCCUUGCAAAUGGGGAAAAGGAGAGAGCAACAGCUACAGAUGUGGCUCGGCAUAUGUCCCAGCCAACAUACACUCAGACACUGAAGAACUUAUUUGUCCUGGAAGUUCUCCCUUUGGUGAAUCUGACUGAGGCUCAGUUGAAGGAAUAUUUGGAUACUCCUCAAAGAGGUAUUGAUCCAGCACUGUGGGAACAGGGAAAACGUGAAAAUCCUGAUCCUCAGAAGUUCCUCCCAGUUGUAAAAGUUGGCUUUCAGGAGUUGCAGAAACAAUUUAACCUUCAGGAAGACCAUGCCAAGAAACUGCAAGCCAGCAUGAACAACAUCAUGGAUGAAAUCACACAGCUGAGACACAAACAGACCAUGAUGAAAGCUGCCAUACAGGAUGCCAAGUGGAAGCAAGCUAACCUAACACGGAGGGUGCUCAAGCUUGUGUCAGCACAAGAAGUUGAAAGGAAGAGAGGGGUUCCCCUUGACCAGACAGAAGAACAAAUCCGCAUGAGGUUGGAGGACUUGUACAUGCAGUUGAUGCAGCCCACACAGUAUAGAGGCUGCCUGAAUGAGUUGAUGGCCCAGAUGUGUGUCAAGCCUGCAAGCUCCCAGGGUGGACCUCGCUAUGGGCUGGUGGGUGACAUGGAGCGAGAGGUGUCCCAAUAUAUGGCCUGGCAACAUGAUGCUCUCCAGGCUGUGGUUGGAGUGCUGAAGGAGGACCUGACAGUAGUUGACAGCAUGAUGGAGGAAAUCCAGUGUAAACCUUAAGUUUGCUAUAACCAAUCUCUCUCUCUCUCUCUCUCUCUCUCUCUCUCUCUCUCUCUCUCUCUCUCUCUCUCUCUCUCUCUCUCUCUCUCUCUCUCUCUCUCUCUCUCUCUCUCUCUCUCUCUCUAAAUAUUGGGUGGUAUUAUUGAAUUUAAUUUUGUACUGACCUAUGAUAAGACCAAGAGAAGGUGCAUAUUUUGAUUACUGAAAAAAAUAGGCACUUUAAUUCACUAUUUUUCUUAUUUGAGAGCAUUGGUGUAUGUAGAGUAUACCAUUUUGUAACACACACACACACACACACACACACACACACACACACACACACACACACACACACACACACACACACACACACACACACACACACAC